GCCAAGCAACAGACAACAAGCUCUUCAUCGUGCUAAUAUGUUAGACAUCAGUUUGAAUAGAAACCCAGUUAAGCGGGAACACUUUCUUACUUUUAUGAGUAAAAUCCUAGACAAUAAUCAUGCAGAGCUCGCUCCACCAUUGCACGAAGAUGAGGAGUGCUGGUAUUUGCCAUUGUUUGGUGUUUAUCAUCCGAAGAAACCCGAUCAGAUAAGAGAUGUAUUUGAUUCUUCCGCCAAAUGUAACGGAGUUUCACUAAACAGCGUCCUGCUUACAGGUCCAGACUUGACCAACGAUCUCUUGGGAGUACUGCUGCGUUUCAGGAAAGAAAUGGUCGCAGUAACUGCAGAUGUUCAACAUAUGUUUCACUGCUUUGUUGUCAGAAAAGACCACCGAAAUUAUCUGAGAUUUUUAUGGCAUAAAGACAAUGACUUACAGAAGAACCUUGUCGAAUAUCGCAUGAGAGUUCAUGUUUUCGGGAAUAGUCCGUCACCUGCUGUUGCUACGCUUGGACUCAGAAAAGCAGCUCAAGCAUCAGAACAAGAGUUUGGCAGUCACGUGACUAGCUUUGUUACAAGAGACUUCUAUGUCGACGACGGUCUUACGUCAUGUCCCACUAAAGAGGAAGCUGUUACGCUCAUGAAGGACACACAGCAAGCAUUAGCAAGAUAUGGAAACUUACGCCUUCACAAGUUUGCCUCUAAUUGUGCGGAAGUUAUGUCUGCAUUUCAUGCCAGUGAUUUGGCUUCAAAUCUUAAAGAUCUAGACUUAGAAUGCGAUAGCAAACCCCUACAACGUAGUCUUGGUCUCAGCUGGGACGUAAACACUGAUAACUUUUUAUUUCAAUUAUCAUCAGAAAACAAACCGAUCACUCGGAGAGGAAUUUUAUCAACGAUAAACAGUCUCUACGAUCCUCUGGGAUUUUUGGCUCCGGUGAUUAUACAAGGGAAACUCCUAUUGAGGAAAAUAGUAUCAGAAACCGUCGAUUGGGACCAACCUCUCACUGAUGAGACAGCAGAUGAGUGGAAAUCUUGGAGAGAUACUCUAAUUGCUAUCGAAACAUUGCGCAUUCCACGUACCUACGUGCCGUAUCUGAGCAAAACCGCCACAAAGGAGUUACAUGUCUUUUCUGAUGCAUCAGAAAAAGCCAUAGCAGCUGUUGCAUAUCUACGCACGACCGACAGUAGUGGUGAACCAAACAUAGAAUUCAUUCUUGGGAAAGCUAAAUUUGCACCAACAAGUGGUCAUACUAUUCCACGCCUUGAACUAUCUGCUGCAGUAUUAGCAGUCGAGAUAACACAGACCAUCAUGGAUAAUUUAGAUUUACAUAUAGACACCGUAAAAUUCUACACAGACAGUAAAGUAGUCCUAGGCUACAUAAGUAACGAGACAAGAAGGUUCUUCAUCUAUGUCGCCAAUCGAGUAGAGAAAAUAAGAAAAUUUAGCCCUCCAAGUCAAUGGAAUUAUGUACCAACUCACCGUAAUCCCGCAGAUUCGGGAACAAGGUCCGUACAAGCCCAUGAAAUUCACAGCAGCGAAUGGUUAUUAGGACCAAAACAACUUCUUUCCUCAGAACAGAAGAAUUCUGAGGAUAUAUACCAGCUAAUAGAUCCAGAAGAAGAUGGAGAAAUCCGUACAACUGUUAAUGUUGCAAAAACAUUUUCCACACCUGAGCAUAAAGGUAUCGGAACUGAUAGAUUCAAUCGAUUCUCCAACUGGACAUCACUUGUGCAAGCGAUAGCCUUUUUGGAACGUUUCUCUCGUUUACACGGGUCAAAACAGGCAUAAUCAGUGACUUCUGUGGAUAGUUUUUCAAAUGCCUAAAAUUUCAUCUUAAUAUCUGCACAACAGGAAGUUUAUGGAGAUGAAAUAGAUUGUAUAAAACGUCAGGAACAAAUUAAUAAGCGGAGCCCGAUAGCUAACCUCAAUCCGUUUUUGGAUGAACGAGGACUAUUACGAGUUGGAGGCCGUAUUGUAAAAUCGGACUUGAACCUCCAUGAAAAGAAACCAUUGAUCGUCCCUGGACGCAAUCAUGUAGCAACAUUAUUAGUUCGACACUACCACAACAAGAUAAAACAUCAAGGUCGCCAUUUCACAGAUGUAGCGAUUCGAUCAGCAGGAUUUUGGAUCGUAGGAGCAAAACGCUUAAUCUCAUCUAUUAUUCACAAAUGUGUGACAUGCCGCAAACUCAGAGGAAAAACUGAGUAUCAAAUCAUGUCUGAUUUGCCAGAGGACCGUCUUGAACCUUCACCUCCGUUUACUAACGUUGGAAUAGACACCUUUGGACCCUGGACAAUUGUUUCACGUAAAACACGUGGCGGAUACGCCAACUCAAAACGUUGGGCAAUUUUAUUCACAAGCUUAGUGACAAGAGCUAUUCACAUCGAAUUAAUCGAGGAAAUGAGUUCUUCGGCCUUCAUAAACGCUGUCAGGAGAUUCGCCGCUAUAAGAGGCCAAGUGAAGAUUUUCCGAUCUGACCGUGGAACAAACUUUAUUGGCGCAAUCGACGAUUUAAAGAUUGACUCAAUCAACGUUGAAGAUGGACCCUUCAAGAACUUUCUGUACAAUUCUGGUACAACUUGGAUCUUCAAUGCGCCGCAUUCGUCCCACAUGGGUGGAGCCUGGGAAAGAAUGAUUGGUAUCACCAGAAGAAUUCUUGAUUCUAUGCUUCUAAACGCAGCCGGAAGAAGCCUUACACAUGACGUGCUGAACACACUAAUGGCAGAAGUUUCAGCAAUAGUGAACUCUAGACCUCUGGUACCAGUAUCAACAGAUCCAGAGAAUCCGUUAAUAUUAACUCCGGCUUUGUUAUUGACACAGAAAACCGACUACGUUUUUACUUCAGACCAUCUUAGGGAAUUCGACAAACGAGAUCUCUGUCUUGCCGAAUGGAGACGAGUACAGGCUCUGGCCAGUGUUUUCUGGUCCCGUUGGAGGAAGGAAUACCUGCCGUUACUACAACAACGACGAAAAUGGACCGAAGAUCGCCGUGAUCUCAUCGAAGGAGACGUCAUUCUUCUUAAGGACAAAAACAUUUGCCGUACCCAAUGGCCCGUUGGAAUUAUAGUGAACUCAUUUAAAAGUUCAGACGAACAUGUCCGAAAAGCAGAAGUGCGAGUUAUCGUUAAUGGAAAAGCAACAACCUACACACGCCCUAUCGUGGACAUGAUUCUCCUCAUAGAGAACACUCCUGUGUAAAUAUGUGUAUAUAUCUCUGGAUUUAUAUAGUGACAUUCAUAUGUGUUAUAUCUUAUGGAAUAAUAGUGAUAUCAGGUAGAUUUCAGACGGGGAGUAUUCUGGAUCACAUCCGCAAUUAUAUAUUCACUGUAUAGUCUAUAUGAUUGGAUUUUUAGACAUCCGUAUUUUCCGGAAAUAAUCUGGACUUCUCCGUAUUUUCACUAGUGCUUACUUUCUCUUCCUCACCGGUCUAUUGCAAAUGGAUGCCACGACAAAACUGCUCCUGUGGAUAUUGUGACAAAUCACCGUCAAUUUACCAAACAAUACACACUCUGUAAAAACUCCUGUAUCCUUUCUGGUGGAAUUAUAAUCUACAAGCUUCA
Molecule: messenger RNA, 3558 nt
Organism: Mytilus trossulus (common blue mussel)
Lineage: Eukaryota; Metazoa; Mollusca; Bivalvia; Mytilida; Mytilidae
Exons: 2
Coding region: 38-1786 (582 amino acids)
Molecular function (GO): nucleic acid binding
Source: RefSeq, a predicted model, not a curated record